UUAUUUCGGUGCCCUGCCUGAAAGGACUGUGAAGUCUUGCAGCGGUUCAGACUUGAGGAGUGACAACUUACGAUGGCGAGUGCUCUUCAUCCGUUUUCUUCCCACUUCUCUGUGGUCGGAGGUCACAGCCCCUGAAGCGGAACUCACAGGCGUUACAUUUCCCGCCCCUGCACGACCCCAACCGUCAACUGGAGAGCCUGGAUAUUCAAGGACAUUUUUAACGUUGCCAUAGCUACUUCGGCCUUUUUUUUUUCUCCUGUCGAUUGAGGAAAUCCAGCGUGCGGGUUUUUUUCUCGUGUCCACGUUUGGUAAACACGGGCAGAAACGGGGGUUAAAUAUCAUGUAACACACACUCUCUCCCGGGGUUUUUAAAAUGUACCUCCGUGUGUCAUCUUUACAUGUCGUACCUCCGCCGGAGAAGAGCCGAAUACACGGAAAGGAAAUCCGACUUUCGAUGCCUUCAUCUCAGUCAGGGCAUCGUCUCCUCGCCUCGUUAAGUUAGCGGCUGCUUCGUGCUGACGGGAAAUUCACGUCUCAGGUGAAAGCAGUGACCCCCCCCUGACACCCCCCCUUUACCCCCCCCCCCCCCCCCUUACCCGGACUAAAAGGUGGAUGCACUUCGACCUGCUGAGUGCUGGAGUGUCGGGGAAGCCAGAGGUGUGCAUCUCUGCUGUGCAUCAGGUCCAGAGGACAGAAAGCGGAGCGAGGUGAAAAUGAGCCGUGGUGAGGAAGGCCGACAAAAAGUGAAAGUGGAGACAGAAGAAACAGGAGAGAAAAGAAGUAUCAGCACCCGGCAGCGUCUCUCGUCUCUACUUUCCCCCGUCGCUCUGACUUCAUCAAGUGAACCAGAAGCAUCAAUGUGGACUGCAGCCGCUGAUUUGACAAGUCGCGUAUAAGGAGCUCCCCCCCAAGGUCUCUCCUGUCCCCUCUCCCCCCCUCCCUUCCCUCCCUCCCCCCUCCCCUUGUCAAUCUUCUCCCCGUUCCCCCCUUCCCCUCCCCUCCACCAAGAUUCACCAUGCUUAUCAAGGAGUACCGCAUCCCCAUGCCCAUGAGUGUGGAGGAGUACCGCAUCGCCCAGCUCUACAUGAUCCAGAAAAAGAGCAGAGAGGAGAGCUGUGGAGAAGGCAGCGGCGUGGAGAUCUUAGAGAAUAAGCCCUACACAGAUGGACCGGGUGGGACGGGCCAGUACACCCACAAGGUCUACCACAUUGGCAUGCACAUUCCCAGCUGGUUCCGCUCCAUCCUGCCCAAAGCAGCGCUGAGGGUUGAAGAGGAGUCAUGGAACGCCUACCCUUACACCCGCACCAGAUACACCUGUCCCUUUGUGGAGAAGUUCUCCAUCGACAUCGAGACGUACUACAAACCCGACACAGGCGACCAGGCAGAUGUCUUCAACCUGUCUGCAGCAGAUAAGAGGCAGAGGACCAUCGACCCGAUCGACAUCGUGACGGAUCCCAUCCUCCCUCAUGAGUACAAAGCAGAGGAGGACACUCGGCUCUACAAGUCGAUGAAGACUCAGAGGGGUCCUCUGCAGGACGACUGGAUAGAAGAGUACAACAACAACCCGGGGAAGACCCCCAUCAUGUGUGCCUACAAACUCUGCAAGGUGGAGUUCCGCUACUGGGGCAUGCAGUCUAAGAUUGAACGCUUCAUCCAUGACGUGGGGCUGAGGAAGGUGAUGGUGCGUGCCCACCGGCAGGCCUGGUGCUGGCAGGACGAGUGGUACGGUCUCACCAUGGAGGACAUCCGGCAGCUGGAGCUGGAGACCCAGCUGGCCCUGGCCACAAAGAUGGCCCAGUUCUGUCAGGCCGAGGAGGCGACGGAGGCCAACGGAGGAGCUCCGUCUCCGGAUAAAGAGAAGGAAGUUAAAGAGGCCAUCAACUCCAUCGAGACGGAGGACGCGGCCGUCAGCUCAGCGGGAGAGACGCUGCAGCCACGAGGUGUGCUCACCAAGCAAUGGUCCACUUCAUCCCGAUCCUCCCGCUCAUCCAAGAGAGGAGUGAGCCCGUCACGUCACAGCAUCUCCGAGUGGAGGAUGCAGAGCAUCGCUCGAGACUCAGAAGAAAGCUCUGACGAGGAGUUCUUCGACGCUCACGAGGAUUUCUCAGACAGCGAGGAGGUCCUCCCAAAGGAAAUCACCAAGUGGAACUCCAACGACCUCAUGGACAAGAUCGAAGCCGCAGACACCGAGGAGAAUCAGGGUGAGCUGUUCAAGGAAAUGACAGUGGACUAUGAAAGAUCCGCCAGUGAGGACAGACUGGACGAGGAGAGCUCGUCCCAGCAGUGCCUGCAGCCUUCAAAGAUCCACGUGCUAAUUCUGGUUCUGCACGGAGGGAACAUCCUGGACACAGGCGGCGGGGACCAGAACAGCAAGCAGGCCGACGUUAACACCAUCAGCACGGCCUUUGAGACGGUCAUGCGCGUUCACUAUCCCGCUGCACUGGGACGCAUCGCCAUCCGCUUGGUGCCGUGCCCUGCCAUCUGUGCCGAGGCCUUCUCCCUGGUGUCCAACCUGAGCCCUUACAGCUACGAUGAGGGCUGUCUGUCCAGCAGUCAGGACCACAUCCCCCUGGCGGCUCUCCCCCUUCUUGCCACCUCUGCCCCGCAGUACCAGGAAGCCAUGGCAACCGUCAUCGUCAGGGCCAACCAGGUGUACGCAGACUUCAUAAAGUCUCUGGAUGGGGCGGCUUUCUCCGGCCAGGUUUGUCUCAUUGGGGACUGCGUGGGAGGAAUCUUAGGAUUUGAUGCUCUGUGCAGCAGCAAUCAGACCGUCAACGAGAGCCAGAACAGCAGUCGCAGGGGCAGUGUGGUGAGUGUGCAGGACCAGGACCUCCUCUCCCCCGGCAUCAUCGUCAACAGCGGCCACGGUUCGGCCUCUCCGACCCUCGAGGGAAGCCGUCACCUCAGUCGCAGUAACAUCGACAUCCCUCGUGCGGGCGCAUCCGAUGACACCAAGAAACAACUCCAACGAAAAAGAAGCGAUUCCUCCACUUAUGAGGUGGACACAAUAAAACAGCACCAGGCCUUCCUAACCAGCUUGCACUCCAGUGUGUUGCGGAGCGACACAGCCUCGCGUAGGUCGAGCAGCAGCACGAUGCUGGAUGGGUGCUCCCUGGGGAAGUUCGACUUUGAGGUGUCCGACUUCUUCCUUUUUGGCUCUCCGCUGGGGCUGGUGCUCGCCCUGAGGAAGACGGUCAUUCCCAUGCUGGAUGUGGCCCAGCUGCGCCCUGCCUGUCAGCAGGUGUACAACCUGUUCCAUCCGGCCGAUCCCUCGGCCUCCCGACUGGAGCCUCUGCUGGAGAGGAAAUUUCACCUCCUGCCCCCGUUCAACGUGCCACGCUACCAACGCUUUCCCCUGGGAGAUGGAAACUCCGCCCUACUGGUGGAGACAGUCCAGAGCAACGCUCAGCUGCUGCUUGACAGCGGGCCCCCCCUGUCCUUUCGCUGUCAGGAGACCAUCAGUGAGACCUGCAUCCCUGUGCCUGUGCUAAACUGGCAGGAGGGCUCCCUCAAAGUGGAGUCGGAUGUUGUUCAGUCUCAUGGUGGUGUCUUCAUGGACAGUUCGUACCCCUCAUCCCCCGUAACGGGCCCCCUCUCCCGGGGCCAGCGGAGGGCCAGUGAGGCCAGCAUUGCCAGCCAGGUCUCAGGAAUGGCAGACAGUUACACUGCCACCAACAUAGCUAACACUAAAUCAGAACAAAUUAACCAAUCCAAAAAGGUCGGCCUUUUGGCCCAACUCGCCCUCUCCUCGCCAAGCAAAUUCUUCCUGAAAAGUCCUCCUAACUUAAGAAAGAAAGCGGACGCCGGCCGGGCCGCGGGACCUCCUGACGCCGAUCUAGAGGCAGAGCUGGAUAGUGAGUCCAGUGAGACUUUAGGUCCCAUUGGCCAGUACGAGAACUGCCUGUCAGCGGGCCUGGACUUUGCCAUAUCUGAUCUGGUCUCACUGGACUCCCAGGCUGAAGUGGACCAAGUUGCGGCACGUUGGUGGGGCACAAAGCGGCUGGACUUUGCCCUGUACUGCCCCGACGCUCUGACAGCUUUCCCCACAGUGGCUUUACCGCAUCUCUUCCACGCUUCGUACUGGGAGUCCACAGAUGUCGUGUCUUUUCUCCUGAGACAGGUCAUGAGGCAUGAGAACUCCAGCAUCCUGGAGCUUGACGGGAAAGAAGUCUCUGAGUUCACCCCGUCCAAACCUCGAGAGAAGUGGCUCCGCAAGAGGACUCAUGUGAAGAUCAGGAACGUGACAGCCAACCACCGAGUAAACGACGCCGUGUUCACAGAAGGCUCCCAGCAGGUGGUGACGGGGCGCUUCAUGUACGGCCCUCUGGACAUGGUCACUUUGGCCGGAGAGAAGGUCGAUCUCCACAUCAUGACGCAGCCUCCGUCAGGAGAGUGGGUCUGCUUCAACACAGAGGUGACCAACAGCAGUGGACGCGUGUCUUUUGCCAUCCCGGACGACAAACGCCUGGGCAUCGGCGUUUACCCCGUCAAAAUGGUAGUGAGGGGCGACCACACGUUCGCCGACAGCUACCUGACAGUCAUUCCCCGCUGCACCGAGUUCGUGGUGUUCAGCAUCGACGGGUCGUUUGCCGCCAGCGUGUCGAUCAUGGGCAGCGACCCCAAAGUGCGAGCAGGAGCAGUAGACGUGGUCAGGCACUGGCAGGACUUAGGCUAUUUGAUCAUCUACGUGACCGGGCGACCUGACAUGCAGAAGCAGCGGGUGGUGGCGUGGCUGUCUCAGCACAACUUCCCCCACGGCAUCGUCUCGUUCUGCGAGGGCUUGGUCCACGACCCGCUCAGACACAAGGCCAACUUCCUCAAGAGCCUGACCGAGAAUCACUUGAAGAUUUUCGCCGGCUAUGGAUCGACCAAAGACAUCUCAGUCUACACCGCCAUCGGCCUCCCUGCCUCCCAGAUUUACAUCGUGGGUCGACCCUCCAAGAAGAUGCAGCACCAGUGCCAGUUCAUCACAGAGGGAUACGCGGCUCACCUGUCGCAGCUCGAGUACAACCACCGCUCCCGGCCAGCGAAGUCCAGCAGCGCGCGCAUGGUGCUGCGCAAAGGCAGCUUCGGCCUGGGCGCGAACAGCGACUUCCUGAGGAAGAGGAACCACCUGCUGCGCACCAUUUCCUCCCAGCCGGCGCCCAGCUCCCCGACGGGCAGCAUCCACAACAGACCGGAGCGCACGCAGAGCCAGUCGGACGGCGACCGGCUGGAGCGGCUGGAGGGCGUCCACGGCCACGGGCAGGGGGCGACGCAGCGCAGCAUGAGCAUCACGGCCAGCUGCUGGGGACGCAGCAGCAGCACCAAGCUGGAGCCGGGCGUCUUCGGCCCCAAAUGAGUUCAGGGAGACGCGACGUGAGAGCGACUUACAGCGCUGAGGAGGAGACUGAUGAAAAAAGAAAAAUGCAAAGAGUGAGAAAUAUGUGGCCCGCACCUGAUGAUGGAUACAAACCACGAUGAAAGCAUUCGGUGCUACAAACCACUCUUUAUAAAGCAGUCACACUCCACUCAGAGAUUUAUGAACAGAGGUUACGGCUUUAUUCACAGAAGAAAAUGCAAAAAGGCAUUUGAAGCAGACUUCAUGAAUACUGAAGGAAUCCAGACUGUUUCUAGAUAUUUAUCAGGAUUGAAUACGAGGUCCGUUUUCCACUUUCAGACUGGAGAUGGUUUCACACACAAGCAGCCCGUACCAGGUCCGAGCGCCUGCCGUGUCCACUUCAAGCACAACAAUGACUACAGAGAUCAACUUGGUGCAAAAUGGUUUUUAAAUCUCUCCUUUUUAUGUGACCAUCAGAUAUUUCCACAUGUGUGAGCAGAGCUGAGGAGCUGCAGGUUAAACUGGACUGAGUGCUUCGGGUUCAAGGUCACAGAGUGAUCUUUGUUUUUUUAAAGAAUGCAUCGUUUAUCAAUAUUAAGAAAAUAAACUAGAAGUUCUGUUAGAGAACUAACUUCUACUCUUCACAAACAGCAGCGUCUCUGAACCGCUCAGUCCAGUUUUGCUUGUUUUCAAGUCGUCCCUCAGACCAAAGAUUCCUCCAGAUAUCACAUGAAGCAAACGGCUAAAUUGCCCUUUAACUUUUGGCUGCAGCAGAAACUGUUUCUGGGUUUCAAAGCGGCUCACCCGUAAUGCUCUGCUGCUGCAGCGUAAUGAAUCAGAACGACUCCUCUAAAGGGAAAACGGUUAAUGUGCCAAAGGGAACAGUGCAGAGUGAUGUGCUGUACAUGAACGACAGAAAACAAGGGGUCUGGGGUCUCCUGUGUAAAAAAAAAUGAGUCCAUUGUGUAAGUAUGUAUUUGAAUGCCUUAAAGGGCCGUGUACAUAGUUGUUAUUCUACAGUGCAGAUCUGGUAUCUGGUCCACUGAAGACCAGCUUCAAGUGUCUUCUUUACUGCGGGGGGUAAACGCCGCCUCAUUCAGGAUACACCUUAUCGAUAGAUGAUGAUAAUUAUUGUUAUUUAAGAUAAUAGAUAUUUUAAAAAUGUAUGGAUUUUUUGUGAUCAAAAUGUGUUUUAAGAUUACUUUUGGGUGUUUUUGUUUUUUUUCUCUAUAAACUUCCGUUGCAGCAGCCAAAAACUCAAAGAGGUCUUCACCUCGCACAGUAUUGAAUUUCUAUGAUUUGAUCACCAGAGUUGUAUCAACAGAACUGCUAUCUUGUGACUAUGUUUGUUAUGAUCUAUUUUGGAAAUUUGGGAUAUGGCUUCUCUCUGGUUUCCCCCCCUCCAUGCUGUAAAUGAGGCGUUGAAUGUGCUCAUAGAUAAUCCUUCUUAGGUUAAGAUCUAUUUUACUCUGUUCUGCUGCGUCUUUAGAGGAAGUGGAAGAAUCUGCAGAUUGUAAAUUCUGUACAGAAAUGCUGUGAGCAGUUAGGAACACAGCUGACGUGUACUUGAUGCUGUUUGCCACUUGUCUCUGAAAGGGGGUCACAGGGUUAUUUAUUCAUUUUAAAGGAUGAUCGUUUUGUCCCUCGGAUCGGUGUGUACAGGGCUGAGUGCAAAGGACCAAUAGGAGCCUAACUAAAGGGGAAACGUGCAAUAUAAUUCAGCCACACCACUCGAUGAAAAAACAGGCUGUGUGGAGGGGAUUUCACAGCAUCGACAAUCAAGUCCAACAGGCACAUAUUCUGCAGAGAGAAGCUAAAGUAGAGUAGCCGCUAAGCAGACGAGCAUCCAAACAUUUUAUCACUCUGUUUCCUCCGAGUCAUUUCUGGUGUUUCUCUCGAGAUCUCAGCUUAUUGGUUUAGUAUCAUCAGAGCUGCAACAGCACAAAAACAAACACAGAACUAGUCUCAGCUUAGUGUAGACAGUGGCAGCAUGGCAUGGCGUUUUCUAGAUCAGGGGUUCCCAAACUUUUCAGCCCUGAAACCCCCCAAAAUAACGACGGUGCAGGAGACUGGGGACCCCCCAAUGUCCCUGCAUGGUUGCAGUCGUGUGCAAACUUCCAUUUUAAAGAUCAUUUUUACACAUCAGUUAUUUUAGCAGAAAUCUAUUGAACCGUUACCUCUCUGUUACAUAUUCCACAUGUAGCUGGAGAGAUGGUCUCUUCACUCAGAGAACCGGGGUUACACAUUGUAACCGUACCAUCUCCAACUUGACCUUCCCGGGUUAGAUACCGACUUAUUUCUCACGUUCAAACCAAAACCAGUCUUAUCUCCAGAUAACAAGAAUGAAAUGAACUUUUUUGAUAAAGCUAGUUUUUGAUAUCCAGUGAAAUCAAGAGAGUCAAGAUGGAGUGAAAUCCAGUCGCUUCUAAAGGUCUUGACUUAUUAGUGUGGUUACCUCGGGAUGACAAAGCUGCUUGUGAGAUAACGUGGGAAAAAAAAUAGUUGAUUCUUGAGAAAGCAACUGAAAAUAAGCAGAAUUGAUUUCUGGAAAUAAGGAGAUUAGUAAGUUGAGAUAAACUGAAACUACUUUUCUUUUUUUUCACCGGGACACAAAGCAGAUGAAAUGUUUGGAUGCAUGUUCGAGACUUAGUCCAUCUCUGAAGUGAGAGGUUUGAUGAUGCCUGCUCACAUCACAGAUCAGGCUUCGUGACUCCUUCAGAGGCCGCUGAUGGGGGGCGAUAAAAGACGGAACACACACUCAUCCAAAAGUUAUCAUUUACUGAACCCCGAUCCCCUCCUCAGAGAAAUUUAACCACCUGGAUAUUAGAAUCCAGAGAAUGUAAAGACGGGGGGGGGGUGCAUCUGAGCACACAAUCGCUUCUUCCUGUUCCCCACAUUACCAGAGGCCUUACAUUCCCCCUCUCUGCCUUAGAGUCGCGAGGCCUAAAAAACAAACGCUGCUCUCCUGAAUUAUGGGGAAAAAAGACUGUUCACGUAGACUUGAUGGAAACAGGAGACGGCCAUAUUUUCUUAAAGGCUUUGGCUUGUUUUUACUUUAAAGGGAAACGUGCAAAUGAAAAAAACAAAAACAGAAAAUCACAAAUAUUAGGCGUCCCUUCCCCGUCUCUUAAGCUCUGCUCCCCGGGUUAACACGACGCCACAACAGUGAGCUUUGAGAGGCUGUAAACUGUAUAUAUAUAUAAACCACACACAUGGUAAAUAUUUUCAUUGUACAGGGUGUGACUCUUGUAGGUUUUGGAUAACUUCAUUUUAUCCAUCCCCCCUUGUGUUUUUAUGUACAGUGUAUAAAGAACGUAUAAAGAACAAAUCCAGUCUG
Molecule: messenger RNA, 8657 nt
Organism: Labrus mixtus (cuckoo wrasse)
Lineage: Eukaryota; Metazoa; Chordata; Actinopteri; Labriformes; Labridae
Product: membrane-associated phosphatidylinositol transfer protein 2-like
Exons: 27
Coding region: 1016-5341 (1441 amino acids)
Biological process (GO): phospholipid transport
Cellular component (GO): cytoplasm
Molecular function (GO): phosphatidylcholine intramembrane carrier activity; phosphatidylcholine binding; phosphatidylinositol binding
Source: RefSeq, a predicted model, not a curated record